Oppiella nova is the source of this 1258-nucleotide messenger RNA. The record is from the annotation of a GenBank genome assembly. NCBI's taxonomy places the organism in Eukaryota, Metazoa, Arthropoda, Arachnida, Sarcoptiformes, Oppiidae.
AUGAAGGCAACAACUUCGACACCCUGUCCUGCCUGUCCUGAGUUUGUGUGUCAUUUCGGAUACAACUGUGCGGUGAAUGUAUUGACGCGAAAAUUCUGUAUUAAAUGCAGACUUAAUAAGUGUCUCGCAAUGGGAAUGAAAAAAGAUAUAAUACUGAAUGAAGAGGAACGGGAGGCUCGGUACCAGAAAAUACAAAUGAAUCGCAAAACUCGCAAAACAAAGGACUUAUCAAUGGAUGAGACCAUAGACUCGAAGACAACGACAUCGAGUGAUAGGCAUUCAGAUGAGACACUUAGCCAUACGUCCCAUACAGACACCACUUCACCACAUAUUCACUACACAGACAUCACAUUCCAUACCAAACACACCAAUGAUUACCGCAAACACAGCACAGACUCACAGACCAUAGACUUCUCGGACCUCAUGACUGACACCAAUAUAUCUGAAGGACAGUCACCAUCAGACCUACCUAUCCAUCGACCGCUAAUGGACUACAGAAACCAAUUCACGGAAUUAGAGGGCAAUAAACUACAGGAGCUACAGCUGGCGGCACAGAUAUUCCCUGAACACCGGGUGCGCACCUAUAGCCUGAUGCCGGCCGACCAGGACUACUGCCUAUGGAUUGUAAUGCCAUUGAAAUUAGAGCAACAGUUGAGACGUAUUGUGAAAAUGUCUAAACAGUUGACACAAUUCAACAGUAUUUGCGAAAACGAUAGGAUUUCCCUCAUUAAGUAUGGCUUUCUCGAGCUGUUUUACAUCCGAUCCGUACCCAUAUUUAAUUGCCAAAAUGAUACCUGGACAUAUGUUAUGGAUUACGAGAACUCCGUUACGUUUAGUUUGGAUAUAAUGAGAGACUUUCCGUUAAAUGAAUGGGAUCGGGAUCAAUUGAUACUCGAUUUGUUAACAGCCAUCAUACUGUUUAAUCCGGAGCGACCUUACAUUAGGCAUAAAAAUACUGUAAAAUUUCAACAGCAAAUAUACAUGUAUUUACUGAAACGCUAUCUACUAUUGAAAUAUCGCACGGAAUCGGAAUCGAGUGAUAAAUUCCGGACACUUAUGCAGUGUUUACACGAAUUGUAUGUAAUGGCCGAAACUAAACGUACCUUGGUCUACCUCAAUUAUAGCGCUGACAAAGUGCCCUCGUCAAUGCUUCGGGAGGUGUUUGAGAUUAAGUCUAAGCAGGAUUAUGAGCUCAAUGUACCUGGCAAUAUUUCGUGUCAAUUAAAUAAGUAGCAUAAUAAAUUUGUUUUUAUUUUUA